Messenger RNA from Helicoverpa armigera (cotton bollworm), 5081 nucleotides. RefSeq names its product dorsal-ventral patterning protein Sog (gene sog). NCBI's taxonomy places the organism in Eukaryota, Metazoa, Arthropoda, Insecta, Lepidoptera, Noctuidae. The transcript has 16 exons. The record is from RefSeq and is a predicted model, not a curated record. Gene Ontology annotation, molecular function: BMP binding. The coding region runs from base 182 to 3016 and encodes 944 amino acids. Gene Ontology annotation, biological process: dorsal/ventral pattern formation; negative regulation of BMP signaling pathway; multicellular organism development.
GCGCGGCGCUCGUCUCAGUCCGGCUCAGCCGUCGCGCUACGACGACGCCUCCGAGUCGCGCGCUACGAUCGCGAACCUGCGCUCGCUGCACCUACCGUACGAACUGAGCGCGCGCCACCAAAAUAGUGAGCUCGUGGCCGGGAGCGGUCCUUCCGCGGUGACAUAGAGUGGUCGCAGCGCCAUGCUGCGCGCGCUGCUGCUGCUGGCGCUGGUGGCGCCGGCCCCGGCGGCCGCGCGCCGCCACGCGCCCGACCUGCGCGAGGACGAGCCCGCGCGCCGCACCACCCGCCCCGCCGAAUGUUUGUUCGGCAAACAAGCAAUGGAGCUCGGUUCCAAGUGGUUUGCGGACCUGGGCCCGCCCUUCGGCGUCAUGUACUGCAUCAAAUGUGAGUGUGUUGCGGUGCAAAAGAAACGGCGUGUAGUGGCUAAGGUUCACUGUCGGAAUAUCAAGAACGAGUGUCCGGAACCGUCUUGUGAUACUCCAGUUCUGCUGCCCGGCAGAUGCUGUAAAACGUGCCCUGGAGAUUUGAACUCUCCUGAUAUUGUUCAGGAAGACAGUCCAAUUGUCAUAACGAAUGAAGAAGACGAAAAAAACAUGAAAUAUUUCGCAUCAUUUCUGACUGGGCGAUCACCGCUGUGCGUGAGGCGAGAUGACAUGUCAGGGGUGCCUGUGGCUCCAGGCGUGGCCACUGCCCGCUUUACGUUCCGACGACGCCACCUCUACUGGUCUCUCCUUCUCAGCCCUUCGAUACAAAACCCACCUCGAGCAGUCGCCUUCCUUGAUAGAGAAGGCCGAGUCUUAUUAGAACAGUCACUGAAAAAAAUACCUGGGAUUCACGCAACGUAUGAAGAAAAAACCGAUAAGCUUUGCGGCGUGUGGCGCCGAGUGCCGCGCCAGUACAAGAUGCUACUGCGGGACGGCGACCUGCACGUGGCGCUACUGUGGGGCGACGCACGGAACAACUCCAUCGACAGCGCUCUCAGCGGCAGAAUCGACAGGUAUCCAGCGUUAUCUUCGGAGAUGUUCACAACACUGUUAGAGCCCGAGCACCCUCCCACAUCCAUCGGUGAGGGCGCCUGUCGGGACUACCCAGCUAUGGAGUACGAAGACGGCUGGUGGGGCGGCACGGCCGUCAUCACCGCCGUCGCUGGAGCCACGCCCAGCCUCUACCUGGCUCUGGUCUUCAACGGAGUAUUUCCCAAAGCGGCGGUCGCGCCUCACCUUGUACGAGUAGUCCUCACUCUCCCAGAGAAAAACCAGACCAUCAUUGAUCAGGUGCAGAGGGUAAGCAAACCCCAUUACGACUUUAAUGUUCUGGAAGUUUCGACCCCGGUGUCGGCCGCAGAGCUGCGUUCCCUGGCGCGAGGACGGUUACUCCUCACUGUGGAGGCAGUGGACACCCCCGAGCGGAGGAUCGUGGGCAGUGUCAGGCAGAAAGCGGCCUGCGAAGUCUACAACACCCCGCUUGUGUCUGAGAGGCUCUCGGCAACACCCGCCCCCGAAGGACUGGCCUUGCUCUACAUCGAUAAAGAUGGCUCGCUUGUCUAUGACAUUCAGGUUGACAAUUUGGGUAUAACGGAUCCGAAGAUAACUUUGGUGGAAGAGCAAGGCAAGAGACAUUCUCAAGUGGAAAUAUUGGACACCCGGAUUGGAGUACUGGCCAGACCAAGUGCUAGAAUAUUCCAGCCUUUGUACGAAGAGCAGUUGGCUGUUCAUAUUAGUGCUGAUACAGGUCCCCCCAUACUCCGAGGACGCUUAACAUCUCGCUUGCUGCCCGAUGCGGCGGGAACAGGGCCUGCCUUACUCCAUAGGACUGGACAGGUUCGGCUACCAGCCGCCAUGGCUGGCUUAGCGUGGCUGUCUGUUGAUUCGCUGUGUGGACUUUAUUAUGAGACGGUAGUUACGGGCGGUAACGCUCGCUCCUGGUCCUCUUGGUGGUUAGAAACCCACGCGGGGACGGACGGAGGCGCGCGGGAGCUGGGGGGCGAGGAGGGAUGGGUGCUGGAGCCCACGUCGGCGGAGCUGGUGGCGCUACACGUGGGAGCCGCGUACUUGGAGCUGCGCGCGCAUGAUAAUGUUACGGUCAUCCUGCGCACGCGAGUACCACAGAUAAGCGUGCCACCUUCGUGCCUGCCGGCUGUACCCGGUACUUCGGACAACGAGCUCAGUGCCAAGUAUACGCCAGGGCCACUGGAAGACCAGAUGACAGACUACUCGCUGUUCCGGCUCAACGUCAACUAUUGCACGCAGAGAGAUAAGUUCUACAAGCUGGGAGAGACCUGGACUGAUACUGAGACUUGUUCAAAAUGCUGGUGCGUGCUGGGCAUGCCUCGGUGCGAGCCGGUGCAGUGUCCGCCCGUCAACUGUCUCGUGCCCACCAUCAAGCCACCUGGACAGUGCUGCCCUAUCUGCACCAAUUCGACAACAGCAGUAUGGUCAGAGAACGGCAGCUGCGUGCUGGCGGGACAGAGCUACGCGCCGGGCUCUUCCUGGCAUCCAUACCUAGUGCCCGGGGGGUACGACACCUGCGCCAUCUGCACCUGUAACUUCGAGACCCGACAGAUCCAGUGUCCCCGGGUCAAGUGCCCUCCGCUCAGGUGCAGCGAGAAGGAAGCUUUUAGGCCGGACAAGAAGGCCUGCUGCAGAGUGUGUCCUGAGGUGAAAGCAAAGAAACCGGACGAAGAGACUCCAAAAGACCAGGGCGCACCGCGCACCGCUGAGGAGAUCCUGGCGGAGGGCGGCUGCAAGUUCCCCGACGGGCCGCUGCCCAACGGCAAGGAGGUGCAUCCCUCCAUACACUCGCACGGCGAGCAGCGCUGCGUCACGUGUCGGUGCAAGGACGGUGAGGUGACGUGCGUGCGCAAGCGGUGCGGGCGCGCGGCGUGCGCGCGGCGGCGGCGCCCCGACGCCUGCUGCGCCUGCGCGCGCCACCACCGCCAGCGCGCGCCGCGCCCCGCGCCGCCCCGCCCUGCGCGCCCCGCACCCCCCGCGCUCCCCGCGCCGCCGCACAGCUGAGCGACGCGCACGGCUCCUAGGCUAAGUGACUGACUAUAGACUGACAUAUUUUUAUGUACUCGUGCGAUCCGAAUGUGUCUCUAGGUUUAGAUUGCGUCCUCGGUGCCCGUCGCCGAACCGAACCACCGGAGCCCCGCUGAAGCUUUCAGUGCGCGAGCGACUCUCGUUUGCACGAGUGUGACGAGUACAUUAUUUAAUUUUCUCUAAAUAAAAUCCGACCUGAAUAGAGUGAAUAAAAUGAAAUGUAUUAAUAAAGGAAAUAUGAGGCUCGGCCAAUCAGAGGUUAGUUGUUGGCAGUUCGGCGGCGGCGCGAGCGGCGAGUCGGCCGCGCGAGGCUCGCGGUCGAGCGACGGACGGUAGCUUUACUGUGUAUUAUUAUGACGGCGUUGAAUAUUACUUACCCACCGGUAUUUUAAUUGGUAUUAUGGUAACCCCAAAUUUAGGCGCAUUACAUGAUCCGAUACUGAUUCGUAUUAUUUUAGUGGUAGGGCUCGAUCGCUCGGUCGUCAGACAAGGAUUGCGAGCGCGGUCGAUAACAGAUGUGCCAUAUUUUCUUAAAUGUAAAUAUAAAUUAUAAUACUACUUAUGUGCAUAUUUAUUUACGUCUCUAUUGUAUAUGAUACGGGAUAACCGCACGUUAGGUAAUCAAGUAUGUACCAUCACAAAUGCUAUGUUAUUGGUCGCCUUGUUUGUGCAUUUGCUUUUAGUUUUGUAUAUCUAUAUUUAAUACCACUCGAGUGUCAUUACAUGUAAUGAUCGGUAACUUCUAUUACCUGCGUUAUUUUAUUUAGUUGUAGUCGGACAGGGAGGAGAUAUUUAAUUUUAUUUUAUAGACAAUAACCAUCGACAUAUUGGAAUAGAUGUUGCUUCAAGAUAUUAUUACAUAUAAUGUAAUUAAAUGUAAUCCCAGUGUUUGAGCAUGCUGUAUGCUUUAGAACAAUAGUCACUGGUCGUGAGUUAUCUUACUUGUGGAGUUAAGCUGUUCUAAUAUUAUCAAUAGACUUAUACAAUACACGUUUGUCUUAAUAAAUUUUGUAAAUAUUAAUUUCAUUCUAGCGUCUACAUUUCAUGUACUGUAUACACAGAUACCUUUUACGUAUUGUAUUGUACCGAUAUAAAUCAAUAUAGAUAAGGUGUAGUUUACGCAAAUUUCGUGACUAGUUUUGUUUAAUUACUAGGUUAACGGUUUAGUUACGUAAUUAAGAAAGCUAGUCCAAAUGUUUCGAUGUGAUGGAUGUGAAUGCCAUGUAGCUAGCGAUACGUCUGUUUUCAAUACUGAUUAUGAUAGGAAUUUAUUAUUCUUAAGUUGUAUCCGAGGGCUCGUGGUCACGCGGUGUGCAAGCAUCGGCGUUAGUUGGUGUUCACGUGUUAGGGAAUGAGACGCCUUUUACAAAUGUUAUGCGCGGGCGCUUGAAGGCGACUUUUUAAAUUUGGAAUUGGAUUAUUUAAAACGCUGCAGUUUGUACACCGCGUGACAAUGAGACCCAAAUAUAAUGUUGUGCGAACAGCACAUUUUUUAGCAAUUUGAUUUUUGUUUUGAGAGAGAGUCCAUUUGCCAAAAAUAUCUUGUAAAUUAAAAUUUUUCACAUUUCGUUGUGGGUUCUAGUCCAGUCAAAAUUUUGAGGAGUUUGUUGUAUUAUUUUAGUGUUACAUUGGCUAUUAUUUUAUUUUUAUUUUUGACAUAACGAGAAUAUCACUCGGUUAAGCACAAGAGUUAUCUUGGUUCUAAUAUAUUUUUUGUAUAAUCUAACAAUAGAAGAGUAGUCACCUAUGGCUUGCGAAUAACAUAACUAAUAGCCAUAAAGAAUACUAUGAACUCGCUUGUAUUGCAUUGUUUUUCUAUUUAAUAAAUCACUGCAUUCAUUACCGAUGUAAUGCUACUUUAAACGGAUGAUAUUCAUUUUAUUUUUAUUUAGAACUCUUUAGUAGGAAUUCAAAAUUUGACCUUUUUGAAAAUUAAAUUAUUUGUGGUAAAAUAUCACACAAUUUGGGUUGUCUAGGUGCAUCCAGUCAAUAGUUUGUAAACCGUCAUACAUUGAUAUGAAAUAAAUGACCUGUGAACACA